Messenger RNA from Torulaspora delbrueckii, 684 nucleotides. RefSeq names its product phosphatidylinositol N-acetylglucosaminyltransferase GPI15 (gene GPI15). Gene Ontology annotation, biological process: GPI anchor biosynthetic process. The transcript has a single exon. NCBI's taxonomy places the organism in Eukaryota, Fungi, Ascomycota, Saccharomycetes, Saccharomycetales, Saccharomycetaceae. Gene Ontology annotation, cellular component: glycosylphosphatidylinositol-N-acetylglucosaminyltransferase (GPI-GnT) complex. The record is from RefSeq and is a predicted model, not a curated record. The coding region runs from base 1 to 684 and encodes 227 amino acids.
AUGAAAUUGGCUAAAGAGAUACUGCAAUACAUGUCAAAGCCAACAAUUGCAUCGAAAAGGUGUAAAAAAUAUUGCUUAGUGAUAGAUCAAAGCGAUAAUGGGACGUGGCUCAAGUUUGCCACCAAACCGAGCAAUUACGCUAGCCGAGUCAUGAUGAACCUAGCCUUACUUGUGCUUCUGAAUUCGCUAUCAGCGAUCAUAGUCCAGGCAAAGGUACCGCUCGAACUGAGAGCAAAAAUAGUCAUAGGGGCUAUCGCGUUUUGUCUCAACUCGUUAUUAUUAAGAAGACCUCCAAUUGAAUCUUUAGUGGUGUAUCGAAACUAUGGGGUCCAGGUUACUACAGUCCGUGGUUUCCUUCUGUUGCCGGACCAAUUGAAUAUUAAAUGGCUUGGUCAAAGUCAAUUCAUUCCUAGAGAUGAGAUCGUGGACAUAGUAAUCAAUGAAGGGUUUUGCCGGGGCUUUCAAGUCAUUUUCUACUUGGCCGUCAUCAUAAGGGAUGCUAAGAAGCUCAAACUGCUCUUUCCUGUAUGUAUUAAAAGAAUCAAACACAGAUUUCCAAGACUUUUACUAACACUAGACAGGCCACAAGACCCAGCUUGGAUGACCAAAAGAUCAUUUAUAAUAUGUCUAGAAAGUGUCUUUUCAUCGACAAGAAGCGCUUUCAUAGCUAGAGCCGUGUGCUGA